Diprion similis is the source of this 2608-nucleotide messenger RNA. RefSeq names its product voltage-dependent L-type calcium channel subunit beta-2 (gene Ca-beta). The record is from RefSeq and is a predicted model, not a curated record. The transcript has 11 exons. Gene Ontology annotation, molecular function: protein binding; high voltage-gated calcium channel activity. Gene Ontology annotation, biological process: chemical synaptic transmission; calcium ion transmembrane transport; regulation of voltage-gated calcium channel activity. The coding region runs from base 767 to 2287 and encodes 506 amino acids. Lineage: Eukaryota; Metazoa; Arthropoda; Insecta; Hymenoptera; Diprionidae. Gene Ontology annotation, cellular component: voltage-gated calcium channel complex.
CAGACAGUCGAGUGUAACAGCGAGCCUGUUUCUCGUUGUUGUAUUUUCCUCUAACUUCCAAAUAGAUACCUAAUUAUACCCCAAUUCUUCGCUAACUCGAAGUCUAUUCACGAUCUCUCGUCGCUCGAACGAUUCGCGGUCUCGUCGAUACGUUACGUUACGUUACGUCGCCGUCAGCGCGACUCAUCCGAUUAUCCUAAUAAAACGCCACAGUCAAGCUCGAUAAAAACCUCCGGGAAAUCGGGAGUAAUUUUAUUUUUUAUUACUUUGUUUUUCGUGUAUUUCACUGCCAAGUCGUUUCCGCGUGUCUGGUUUUAUACGAUCAGUUCAAUCAAAUCCAACCACAGCCAUUCCGUCAAUAAUCAAUCCACAAUUGUAUUUGGAACUGAUUUUCUUCAUUUUCCCAAUAUAGAUGAAUAAUAAGCAGAGAAUUAUGUGUACUAAUACGACUACAGUUUAUUCGCCAUCAUUGGAAGACAAAACUUUCUCUAAAUCUGUGUCGAAUUGAAGGUCGGUGAAGUGAUACUAGUGAUAAAUGACACAGGAAAUAAGAAAACGUUAUUUUUGGGAAAAUUCAGCAUUGAUCAGCUGACAAAUGGGCUUUUCUGUAAUCAAUUUAUUUCUUUUUUUACUUUCUACAACGAGCUCCCGAUCAGUGAGUGCCUACUGCAGUGCUUCGCUAUACAGGUUUACCUGUAUGUUUGUUUGUUCAAUAAUUGGUGAUCAUUUGUGCGGCUUGUGUUAUAUCCAGUUGACGUAAUCAAACAUGGCGCAUCACAUGCGACGACCGAUGAAACGGGAUCAUUACAAGCCGUUUGGCAGAAGGAAGGGCUCUGCAGACUCCAACUAUUCGCAGCCAAGCUCGGAUCUAUCGUUGGACGAAGAAAAGGAGAGCCUGCGUCGGGAGAAAGAAAGACAAGCUCUCAACCAACUCGAGAAAGCGAGGACAAAGCCGGUAGCGUUCGCCGUCAGGACGAACGUUAGCUACGACGGAUCCGUCGACGACGACUCACCGGUUCACGGAUCGGCCGUUAGUUUCGACGUCAGAGAUUUCCUCCACAUCAAGGAGAAGUACGAUAACAAUUGGUGGAUAGGGAGGCUGGUAAAAGAGGGAUGCGACGUCGGUUUUAUUCCUUCGCCGGUUAAGCUCGAGGCACUUAGACUUCAGGCAAGUGCUGCUCGCGGCACUAAGGGUCUCUAUUCAGCUAGGGGUGGCUCUUCAGGAAAUCUCGGUGAAAGUGGAAUGCCGUCACGAGGAUCGACGCCGCCAACGCCAGGUGACGAUAGUGACAGCGUGGGUAACGUUAGGCCGGGAAAAACGACCCUCACAACGCCGCCGGCGAAAGAAAAGCGAAAGAACUUCUUUAAGAAACCGUCCUACGAGACCGCCACACCAUACGACGUCGUUCCUUCAAUGAGGCCCGUAGUUCUUGUCGGACCUUCUCUAAAGGGUUACGAAGUCACCGACAUGAUGCAGAAAGCGUUGUUUGACUUUUUGAAACACCGCUUCGAGCGCAGGAUCAUUAUAACGAGAGUUAUGGCUGAUAUAUCACUGGCCAAAAGAUCUUUACUAAAUAAUCCAACGAAACGUGCGAUAAUGGAAAGAUCGACCAGCAGAAGUAGCUGUCUUGCAGAGGUGCAGGCGGAAAUAGAGAGGAUUUUCGAACUCGCAAGAACGCUCCAACUAGUGGUUCUGGACUGCGACACGAUAAACCAUCCGUCGCAGCUCGCGAAGACGAGUUUGGCACCGACGAUUGUCUACUUGAAGAUAUCGUCGCCAAAAGUGCUCCAGAGGCUGAUUAAAUCCCGGGGUAAAUCUCAGGCACGACAUCUCAACGUGCAGAUGGUAGCGGCGGAAAAACUCGCCCAGUGCCCGCCGGAAAUGUUCGACGUUAUCCUCGACGAGAAUCAGCUGGACGAGGCGUGCGAACACGUUGCCGAAUACCUCGAAGCUUACUGGAGAGCAACUCACCCUCCGGUCGCCACCCCAGUUCCUAGGGCCAUGCCGGCUCCUGACGCCCCCGUCGACACUCUCGCGCCCCGCGUCACUCCAGGAGGUCAUCAUGAGAGCUACUAUGGUCAUGAACCACGAGGGUCCUCGUCUUACGGCGGAGGUCACGGCGGGACGGGGACGCGGCGCUCGAGAUUAGAGCGACUGGACCGCGAACGAUCGGACCACGACUAUCCCGAAGAGGACAACUACGUGACAGGCAGCAUCGAUUACAACAACAGCACGUCGAGACGUCGUCAGCCGCAUCAGGACUCUCGAGCGCUAAAUGCCAUCUAGGAGCUGGUGCCCCGGGGCCCGCCUCUGCUACGCUGUACCCAUCUUCGUACCACCGCGCUUUGACUCCGCGACGAAAGAAAGAAGUAACAAGAAGCCAAAAAAGAUAAAUAGGAAGAUACGAAAGGAAGAAAAUAUGCCAAUAUUUUUAUCUACAAUACCCAUCGCGUUAAAUGGACAAAGUUACGGUACUUAGAUAUGCAAUCACCCCUAUCAAAAUUUUCACUUCAAUCAUCCGCAGUGCUGGAGUCCAGGGGGUCAAUGGGCCGCGGGAAUACCCUUCUCGAAUUUCUAGUCAAUUUAUCCAGCGUUUCUUAUGACAUU